Molecule: messenger RNA, 3169 nt
Organism: Malania oleifera
Lineage: Eukaryota; Viridiplantae; Streptophyta; Magnoliopsida; Santalales; Ximeniaceae
Product: L-type lectin-domain containing receptor kinase S.4-like
Exons: 4
Coding region: 579-2675 (698 amino acids)
Biological process (GO): protein phosphorylation
Cellular component (GO): plasma membrane
Molecular function (GO): ATP binding; carbohydrate binding; protein kinase activity
Source: RefSeq, a predicted model, not a curated record
UAAUAAUUUUUAAAAAUUUUAAAAAAUUCAUUAGCUGUUGCUACAUUUUAUAUGUAACCUUGUGAAGAUAAGGCUGCCAAAUGCAAAUAUGAUUACUAUUUUAUUGUACAAAAUUAAAUAGAGUGCAAGAGAAUGUAGUCCUCUUUUAUUAUAAAAAGUUGCAAACCUGCGGAAUGUGGACGACCACGUGGCGCCUUUGACCUGCUUUUGACCAAUGGUUCUUUUGCCGCCCUUCUUACCCCAAUUUCCCACUUUGCCCUUCACCCCAACCCCAUUUACAGUUUCCAAGUCGAGGUCAAAAUUGGUAAUCGAGACUCGAAAUAAACCAUUCACGUGAGUUUCAACGCCUUUCACGUGGAUAUUACUGAUACAGAGAGCUCAAAGCUACAGUUAUUGAGCAGCUGAGAGAUCAAGCUCACUAAUGGAAGUCGGCGGCUCCGCUCUCGCCGGAAAACAUAUCGCCAGUCGAUGCAGCAAAUCACGUUUCAUACGCAACCGUUAAUCCAUCUCGUAAACAUUCCUCUUACUUUGGAUUAUCCUCAUUUCCUGUUCUUGAUCACAUUUUCGAUACUUCCAGUAUGGAAAUUUUCUACUUCUUUUUCUUUUCUUUUGUUUUCCUCGGAGGCCGGGUUUUAGCAGACCUCAACGAGCUCUUCUUUGGAUUCGAAGCAGCGGAUACCAAUCUAUCCCUGACCGGAGUCGCGGAGAUCGGCGAAAAUGGUAUACUCAAGCUAACGAACGAAGAUCGCAGAGUAAUGGGUCACGCGUUCUCCUCUGCCCCUCUCCGGUUCAAGAAAUUUCCAAAUGGAUCCGCCUUUUCCUUCUCCACUUCCUUCGUCUUCGCCAUCGUCCCCGAGUACCAGCCUCUCGGCGGUCACGGCCUCGCCUUCACAAUUUCCCCCACUAAGGAUCUUAGAUCUGCCCAUCCCAGUCAAUACCUGGGCCUCCUCAACGCCAACGACGUCGGCAACUUCACGAACCACCUCGUCGCCGUCGAAUUCGACACCGUUCGAGACUUCGAGUUCUUCGACAUCAACGAUAACCAUGUGGGGAUCGAUAUUAAUAGCCUGCACUCGAACUACUCCGCUCCAGCUGGCUAUUACGGCGAAAAUUCUACGCUUCUGGGUCUGAAUCUCACCAGCGGAAGCAGGAUUCAGGCGUGGAUCGAUUACGAUUCGGUUCGGAAUGUUCUUAACGUGACGAUCUCGCCGUCUUCGUCGAAACCCAGUACUCCGAUCCUCUCAUACCCCCUAGAUCUCUCUUCGAUUCUGGAAGAGUUCAUGUAUGUGGGGUUCUCUGCUUCGACGGGUGUUCUCGCUAGCUCCCAUUACGUCUUCGGGUGGAGCUUCAAGAUGAACGGAGAGGCUAAACACCUCGACCUCUCUUCUCUGCCGUCGCUUCCCGGACCCAAGAAGAACCGAACUGCUUUAAUAGUUGCGGUUUCGAUUUUAUUUUCUGCUUUUGCUCUGUUCUUAAUUGGAUUCGCCCUUUUCUUGGGCGUGAAAUUGAUGAACGCGGAAGCAAUCGAAGCCUGGGAGCUCGAUAUCGGUCCCCAACGGUAUCCGUACCGUGAGCUGAAGCGAGCAACCAAGGGUUUCAGGGACGAGGAGCUCCUCGGCCAUGGCGGAUUCGGCCGAGUUUACAGAGGAACUCUUACCCUGGCAAACUCAAAAAGCCAAGUCGCCGUGAAACGAAUUUCGCCCAAAUCGAAACAGGGUCUGCGCGAAUUCAUGUCCGAAAUCGCCACCAUCGGCCGGCUGCGGCACCGGAACUUGGUUCAGCUCCUGGGAUGGUGCCGGCGGCGAGGCGAUCUUCUUCUCGUCUACGAUUACAUGCCAAAUGGGAGCUUAGAUAAACUCUUGUUCGGCGAACCCAGAACGAUUUUGACUUGGGAACAGAGGUUUCACAUCAUCAAAGGGAUCGCUUCAGCUCUUCUUUACCUCCACGAAGGGUACGAACAGGUGGUGAUUCACAGGGACAUCAAAGCGAGUAACGUUCUGCUCGACCUCGAGUGGAAUGGGCGACUCGGCGAUUUCGGACUCGCGAGGCUGCACGAGCACGGGUCCGACCCGAAUCCGACCCGGAUAGUCGGCACGGUGGGGUAUCUGGCACCGGACCUGCCGCUCACGGGGAAAGCUACCGCCAGCUCCGACGUUUACGCCUUUGGUGCGCUUUUGCUAGAGGUUGCAUGCGGGCGGAGGCCCAUUGAGGCCAAAUGUGGGCCCGAAGAAAUAGUGCUGGUGGACUGGGUAUGGGCCAAGUGGCGAGAAGGCCGAGCCGGCGAUGUGGUGGACCCCAGAUUAGGCCGGAACUACAAUGAGGGUGAAAUGGUUAUGGUGUUGAAGUUGGGCUUGAUAUGUUGUAACAGUGCGUCCACGGCGCGGCCAAGCAUGAGGCAGGUGGUGACAUACUUAAAGAGGGAGGUGGAGCUGCCGGAGGAGUUGAGUGCGCCGGAUGGGGGCAAGGAUGACGGGGGAGGGUACACGGGUUUGGUGCACUCACAUUCUACGACGUCGUUGGCUGAGGGGGUGAGCUCGUUCUCGAUCAUGGGGAAUGGGGACGUGGAAGCUAGGCCCAGAACCCUCCCUAGUUCGCCUGUUGGUAGAAGGGAAACCAGUCUGAAUCAGCUGAUAAACGUGAUUUUGAGAUCUCGGUGGCGAUUCUCUGCAGUUUAAUCAGAGUAAUUUUGUGAAUCGGACAUUUCAAGCACUACUACAAAAUCAAGGCUUUGUGCAGGUGCCGCAGGCAUAGUAUUGGAUUCCUUGCAGGCAUAGUUCUAGGAAACAAGUAAGGAGAUAGAUUAUGUCAGGUCCUACAAGGAACCAGACCUACCUAGCUUGCUGCAGGGUUAGGAUUAGAUUUUUGGGAGUGGUAGACAGAGCUGGUGAGCCACCAGGUAUUAUGCUUGUUAUUUUUGGGUUGUAAAAUAUUGACAGGUAGUUUUUUAUUUGUAUUUGGGGAUAGUUAGAACUCUGGUAAUGUGAUUGAGGUGUUUUUCUUCCACUGUAUGGUUUUAUUUUCGGUUUUAACAAAACAGUCCAGUUUUUCCUUGUUAGGGGGGGGGGGGGUGGUGGUGGUAUUAUGGUAUCAGAUAAUUUUAUUUAUUUUAUUUCACAAAUAAAACCCCGGGCCCACGUGGCAGGUCGGGUCGUUACAGAGUAGCUGAAAA